ACUGCGUACACUUACACACAUUAUUGUUCCUGAAGAAUAACACAAAAAAGACAUUUGGAGAAGAGUUUACCCACAUCAUUGUUCGUGAUGUGUUUUGUUAGAAAUUACUUCAGAAUUCGAUCACUGAUCGACGUUGCUUGCGAAGCGUUUUCUGAGCAUUGUUCACUCUAGAAUUUGUGUUGCUGUUGAUACUAAUGGAGUCUGUUGAUGAUGAUCCUGAUGUUGUAGAAAGAUGCCCAAAUAGUCGUUACGUUCGGUAUAAUGAGUUGCUGGGAAGAGGUGCAUGGAAGACAGUAUAUAAGGGGUUUGAUGAAGUUGAAGGAAUCGAAGUUGCAUGGAGCCAAGUGAUGUUAGACGAUACUAUGCAAAAACCUGAAUAUCUGGAGAGAAUCUACACCGAGGUUCGGUUACUAAAGACGCUAAAACAUGAGAACAUAAUCAAGUCAUAUGUUUCUUGGGUGGACGACAAGAAGAAAAGGGUUAACAUGAUUACUGAACUGUUUAUCUCGGGGGAUCUGAGGCAAUAUCGCGAGAAGCACAGGAGUGUUGAUUUGAAGGCUAUCAAGAACUGGGCCAGACAGAUCCUUCAAGGCUUGGUUUAUCUGCAUGGUCACAAGCCGCCUAUUAUUCAUAGAGAUUUGAAAUGUAACAACAUAUUUGUUAACGGAAACCAUGGACAAGUGAAGAUUGGCGAUCUUGGAUUCGCAACGUUAAUGCUCCGCCCCACCGCCAAAAGUUUGAUUGGAACCCCUGAAUUCAUGGCUCCGGAGCUUUACGAAGAGGAAUAUAAUGAACUUGUUGACAUAUAUUCUUUCGGGAUGUGUAUAUUAGAGUUGAUAACUUGUGAAUAUCCAUACAGUGAAUGCAGAAAUCCCGCACACAUAUAUAAAAAAGUUAUGUCUGGGAUAAAACCCGCUGCUCUUUCAAAAGUCAAAGAUGUACAAGCCAAGGAGUUGAUAGAGAAAUGUUUGGUCCCGGCAUCUCAAAGAUUGCCCGCAAAAGAGCUUCUGAAAGAUCCAUUUCUCGCGCCAGAAAGUGUAAAAGACAAUCCGGUUGAAGUCGACUUGUCAACAUAUCCAAUGGACAUUGACGAUAACUACAAUAUGGUUUUGUCGGGUAGCUCAUGUGUGAAGAGCAAAACUACUAGCACCUGUUUACCUUCACUUGAACUUCAGCGUGUCAAUGAGAGAAAUGACAUCCGAUUAAAAGGCGAAAUGAAUGAAGAUAACACUGUCACGUUAACCUUGAGAAUAGCCGAUUUUAGUGGUGGUGUAAGGAAUAUCGACUUUCCGUUUUCCCUGGAUGAUGAUACUUCAAAUACAAUAGCUCAAGAAAUGGUUGAAGAACUAGACCUUUUGCACGAAGAUGUGAUUAUUAUAGCAGAGCUGAUUGAUGACAUGAUUAUGAAAUUCGUGCCAACAUGGAAACCAUCCUUGAGGAAAAAAUCCAUACCCGUUGGAGGAGUUAGCUUAACAGAAGGUUCCUGA
Molecule: messenger RNA, 1487 nt
Organism: Helianthus annuus (common sunflower)
Lineage: Eukaryota; Viridiplantae; Streptophyta; Magnoliopsida; Asterales; Asteraceae
Product: probable serine/threonine-protein kinase WNK4
Exons: 8
Coding region: 195-1487 (430 amino acids)
Biological process (GO): intracellular signal transduction; protein phosphorylation
Cellular component (GO): cytoplasm
Molecular function (GO): ATP binding; protein serine/threonine kinase activity
Source: RefSeq, a predicted model, not a curated record